Messenger RNA from Apus apus (common swift), 1579 nucleotides. RefSeq names its product chromosome 7 C1orf21 homolog (gene C7H1orf21). The coding region runs from base 499 to 864 and encodes 121 amino acids. The record is from RefSeq and is a predicted model, not a curated record. The transcript has 6 exons. Lineage: Eukaryota; Metazoa; Chordata; Aves; Apodiformes; Apodidae.
GUGAGACUCUGCUGGGAGAAGCAAGAGCUAGUAUGGAAAGGGGAAGGUGGAAGGCUGGAAUGUGGGGGAAGUAGCUGGAGCACAGGGAGGAGAGGGAGGCAUUUAUUGGCCCUUCAGGGGCCUCUCUUUGUGCACCCAGUGCCUCACUUGGACCCCCAUCUGCGGGUGCAGCGCAGUGGUUUUGUGGGGGCUCUGCUGCUUUAGAAGUGGACCUGGCUCUAAACAUUCUGUAGUGUGAACGAUACCCACCAUUGUUAGAGUAUGGGAUGGCAUCAGGUGUUUAGGGAAAAGGGGGAAUAACUGACUUCUGGCAGUCAGUUUUCUGGAGGCCUUCAUAUUGGCAUGGAGCCUGAGCCCUUCCACCCUUCCUCUCAUUCCAGGAAAGGUGAAAGUGUCCUGAGAACCACAUGAGAAGGUGGAUUAUUUUUUAAAACCAUGAGCCUGCGUCUCUAGACAUGAUCUGUGGUUCAGUCCAGCUGGAGCUGUCUGAAUGAAGCUAUGGGCUGUGCCUCCGCCAAGCAUGUUUCUACUGUUCAAAACGAAGAGGAAACUCAGAAGGGGAAAAACUAUCAGAACGGAGAUGUGUUUGGUGAUGAGUAUAGGAUCAAACCAGUGGAAGAGGUCAAAUACAUGAAAAAUGGGGGAGAAGAUGAUCAGAAAAUAGCAGCCAGGAACCAAGAAAACUUGGAAAAAAGUGCCAGUUCAAAUGUAAGACUUAAAUCAAAUAAAGAGAUCCCAGGAUUAGUACAUCAACCCAGAGCAAACAUGCACAUCUCUGAAAGCCAACAAGAAUUCUUCAGAAUGCUGGAUGAAAAAAUUGAAAAGGGCCGCGAUUACUGUUCAGAAGAGGAGGAUGUCACAUAGUGCCGGUUCUGCCGCUCGCCCCAGGAGUACUACUGUGUAAAUAGAUUCCAACCCAGUCCAGACCUUUUGGAAGCCUUCUAGAGCGAACAGCACUCCAUCACAGAAGAUCAUUUCCACAUUAUAUGCUCCAUUCAGUGUUUCUUAAUGAACCGAUGAGGAAUAUUGCUAAGAACUCGUAAGGAACUGUUUUUGUUGCUGCUAGUUAAAACUUGUUGCAACCUCUCACUUUUUUCUGUGUCCAGAUAACGCAGCAGAUCCUUAAAGUUUAAUCCAAAAGACAUUGUUGAUUGAGGCUUCUGGCCUGUUUUCUAUCAGAUGAGGUAGUGUUAUACAAAGCUUCCAUAAGUGACCAUUCAAGCAUCUAAGAAACACCCCUAAGCUGUCUGUCAGUCCGCGUUCGGGCCGGAGGGCUUAUUCAUGCUGAUGAUUCCAAGCUUUGGAGAUGGGAUGUUUUUGCCAUGGCAGGCCUUGUUUCUCUGCUGAGAAGAAGCUGGGAAACUAUUAUCCAUUAAAAGCAUGUUAUCACUGAAAUACUGGAAGUGAUGCAGGAGCAGGAAUUUGUAUUUUAAGAGGAAAAAGAGUUUCAUUUAACAGGUAUCUUAAUCAAGGACUAAGCUUGCAGUAUUGGCUUUGCUGAGCACGAAUGGGAGUGUGAUCACAAUCAUUUUGAAUCUCUUUUUUUCUAAGAAAAUAAACAUUUUACUGUUUUUAUGUA